AUGGAGGAGAGGCGCCGCCCUCAACAACAAGAAAGGAUUUUCAAAGGCGCCAAAAUUCUCAAAGGCGCCUGCGAACGGGAGAGAGGCGCCGAAAAACAAACAAGCCAAAAUUUCAAAGGCGCCUGUGCAUGGAAGAGAGGCGCCGCCCUCAACAAAAAGAAAGGAUUUUCAAAAGCACCAAAAUUCUCAAAGGCGCCUGCGAACGGGAGAGAGACGCCGACCUCAAACAAACAAACCAAAAAUUCAAAAGCACCAUUGUCAAGUAAAAGGGGGGAGAGGCGCUUACCAAACGGAUCAGAGGCGUCGACCAAAAGCUUGGAGAGGCGCCUUUGGGGAGCGAGCAGCAACGAAGGAAGAAGGAGGCGCCGAGAGGAACAGGCAGCGCCGACUAAAAACGGGAGAGGCGCCGACCAAGAAGAAGAAGCGCCGACCAAAAACUUGGAGAGGCGCCUCUGA
Linum trigynum is the source of this 456-nucleotide messenger RNA. The record is from the annotation of a GenBank genome assembly. Lineage: Eukaryota; Viridiplantae; Streptophyta; Magnoliopsida; Malpighiales; Linaceae.